Messenger RNA from Saccharomyces mikatae IFO 1815, 1440 nucleotides. It is a transcript of the gene ORC5, whose product is annotated as origin recognition complex subunit 5. Lineage: Eukaryota; Fungi; Ascomycota; Saccharomycetes; Saccharomycetales; Saccharomycetaceae. The transcript has a single exon. Gene Ontology annotation, cellular component: nuclear origin of replication recognition complex; nucleus. The record is from RefSeq and is a predicted model, not a curated record. Gene Ontology annotation, molecular function: DNA replication origin binding. Bases 1 to 1440 code for a protein of 479 amino acids. Gene Ontology annotation, biological process: DNA replication; DNA replication initiation.
AUGAAUGUUAUCACCCCGGAAGUUGCUUUUAGGGAAUAUCAAAUCAAAUGUCUCACAUCUUAUAUUUCUUCUGAUCCUGAUAUCACCCCUUCAAAUUUGAUAUUGCAAGGUUAUAGCGGAACAGGAAAAUCCCACACUUUGAAGGAAUAUUUUAAUGCUAAUCCAGAUUUGCAUACGGUAUGGUUGGAACCGGUUGAGUUGGUUUCGUGGAAACCUUUACUGCAGGCAAUAGCACGUACUGUACAAUAUAAACUGAAGAACCUAUAUCCUGACAUUCCCACCAUAGACUACGACCCAUUACAGGUUGAAGAACCAUUUCUUUUAGUAAAGACAUUGCAUAAUAUUUUUGCACAAUAUGAGUCACUCCACGAAAAAACUUGCUUGUUCUUAAUAUUGGAUGGUUUCGAUAGUUUACAGGAUAUAGACGCAGCAUUGUUUAACAAAUAUAUCAAGCUUAAAGAAUUACUUCCAAGAGACUCUAAAAUUGAUCUAAAGUUCAUCUACACGAUGUUAGAGACGUCUUUCUUGCAGAGAUAUUCCACACAUUGCAUUCCAACUAUCAUGUUCCCGAGGUAUAAUGUGGAUGAAGUAUCUACUAUACUAGUGAUGUCAAGAUGCGGUGAGUUAGUCGAGAAUUCUUGCCUGCGUAAGCGUAUCAUCGAAGAGCAGAUAACAGAUUGUACGGAUGACCAAUUCCAAAAUGUGGCCGCAAACUUCAUUCACUUGAUUGUACAGGCAUUUCAUUCCUACACGGGCAAUGAUAUAUUUGCAUUGAAUGAUCUAAUUGACUUUAAAUGGCCCAAAUAUGUGUCUUGCAUCACGAAGGAAAACAUAUUUGAACCGCUGACUUUGUACAAGAGUGCCAUCAAGCUAUUUUUGAGCACAGAUGAUGAUUUAGGUACAAAUGAACAAGACGGAAUUGUUGUGAACAUAGACCAUGAUGAACUUACUGACAACCAGACGUACGAUUUAUCAAUAAUCUCCAAAUAUCUGCUUAUAGCCUCAUAUAUUUGUUCGUACCUGGAACCUAGAUAUGAUGCAAGUAUCUUCUCAAGGAAAACACGUAUCAUACAAGGGAGAGCAGCUUAUGGACGAAGGAAGAAAAAGGAGGUAAAUCCAAGGUAUUUGCAGCCUUCUCUAUUUGCUAUUGAAAGGCUACUAGCUAUCUUUCAAGCAAUAUUCCCUAUGCAAGGUAAGGCAGAAAGUGGUUCUCUAUCUGCACUUCGUGAAGAACCCUUAAUGAAAGCUAAUAUUGAGGUUUUCCAAAAUUUAUCAGAAUUGCAUACGUUAAAACUAAUUGCUACAACUAUGAACAAGAAUAUAGAUUAUUUGAGCCCCAAAGUAAGGUGGAAGGUAAAUGUUCCUUGGGAAAUCAUCAAGGAAAUAUCAGAGUCUGUCCAAUUUGACAUCGGUGAUUACUUCAGCGAUAUUCACGAAUGA